Molecule: messenger RNA, 2343 nt
Organism: Gossypium raimondii (Peruvian cotton)
Lineage: Eukaryota; Viridiplantae; Streptophyta; Magnoliopsida; Malvales; Malvaceae
Exons: 5
Coding region: 1-2343 (780 amino acids)
Molecular function (GO): catalytic activity
Source: RefSeq, a predicted model, not a curated record
AUGAAAAUUUUAAGUUGGAAUGUUCGUGGUUUGGGGAGUCCACGAGCUAGGCGGAGGCUGCGUUACUCUUUAAAGCAGCAUAAUCCCCAAAUGGUCUUCUUGAUGGAGACAAAAGUUGAUAAACAAAGGAUGGAGAGAGUGAGACGUAAUUGCGGUUUUUUAAAUAGAAUUGAUAUUGAAGCAGACGGUUCAAAAGGAGUCUUAUGCUUAGCAUGGAAAGGAGAAUUGUGUGUUGACUUGCGAAGUUUAUCGAGAAAUCAUAUUGAUGUUUUGAUUACAGAGGAGAAUGUUAAGGAACUGUGGAGAUUCACAGGGUUCUACGGAUAUCCUUAUGUCAAAAAUAAAAGUGAGCCGUGGAAUCUAUUGAAGAAAUUGGGGCAAGUCAAGGGUUUCCCAUGGCUGGUUGGGGGUGAUUUUAACGAGAUAAUGUAUUCCUUUGAGAAAGUUGGGGGUUUACAAAGAGAUGAGAGUAGAAUGCAAGCCUUUCGAGAAACACUUGAAGAAUGUCAACUAGAGGGCUUGGGAUACUCGGGAGUGUGGUUUACUUGGGAAAGGGGUAAUUUGCCGGAAACAAAUAUUAGAGAAAGACUUGACAGGGGAUUGAUUAAUGACAAAUUGAGGUCUCUUUUCUCGGCAGGAAGUGUUAAACAUUUAACUCAUACAAUAUCCGACCAUUGCCCAAUUCUUCUUAGCACAUGUGGAGAUAUACUCUUCAAGAGAACUACAAAAUUCAAAUUCGAGGCAUGGUGGCUGAUGGAGGAGACGUGCGAGAAAAUAAUUAGAGAAUCUUGGGGGUCAGGAACUGGUACAGUAGUGGAGAAACUUGAAAGAUUACGGUUAGAUUUAACAGCAUGGGCGAGGAUGAUUAAAAGUGGGCGAGAGGGGCUUAAGGCAAGACUCAUGAAGCAUCUUGAUACGUUAAUGGCAAAAGAGAGGACUGGCGACAUGUUGGGGGAAAUUAUUGAUACGAAGUUACAGUUAAAUAUGGAAAUUGAUAAAGAUGAAAGGUAUUGGGAACAAAGGGCAAGAGCAAACUGGCUUAAAGUAGGUGAUAAGAACCCAGCUUUCUUUCAUAGGUUUGCGACAUACAGAAAGCGUGUUAACCAUAUUGCCAAAUUAAAAAAAGUUGGAUGUGGUGAAGCUAAUGCAGCGAGUGAAAUUAGUGAGGUAGCUACAUCAUAUUUCCAGAAGUUGUUCACGACAAAUGGGAUUGGGGAUUCAUCUUAUCUCUUAAAAGGCAUCAGGAAUAAUAUUUCGACAGAGAUUAAUAGUGAAUUGAUGAAGCCUUUUUCAACAGAAGAAGUGGUUGCAGCUUUAAAAGGAAUGGGACCUACAAAAGUACCAGGAUAUGACCGAUUUCCAAUAGUUGCAAAAGCAAUUGUUAAUCGACUCCAAGGAGUAAUCGAAAAUUGUAUUGAUGCUGCUCAGAGUGCAUUUGUUCCGGGAAGGUUAAUAACCGACAAUGUAUUAGUUUCUUAUGAGAUCUUGCAUACUUUUAGACAGAAGCGUACCGAGAAAAAAGGAUAUAUGGUAGUUAAACUGGACAUAAGCAAAGCCUAUGAUAAAGUUGAAUGGGGCUAUUUGAAAGAAGUGAUGCUAUGUAUGGGUUUUGCGACUGAAUGGGUGGAGCUGGUUAUGAGAUGUGUUACCUCAACGUCUUUUGCAGUUAAUACUAAUGGUGAAAGGGGCAGAAUCUUUAGACCAUCUAGAGAUGAUUGCAUUCUAUUUGGGGAGGCAACAGAGAAGAGGGCGACUGCGAUGAAAGAAAUCUUAAAGGAAUAUGAGAAGUGCUCUGGGCAAUGCGUUAAUUUUAAUAAAUCUUCCAUAUUUUUUAGCACAAAUACCUCUGAGGAUAAGAAGAAAGAAGUUUCGGCAAUACUGGGGUUGGGGAAUAAUGUUUCGUAUACUUGGAAAAGUAUUUGGGCCACUAAGGGUGUGGUAUCGGAGGGAGUAGGCUGGAAGGUGGGCAGCAGCAUGAAUAUUUCUGUUACUGGUGAUUAUUGGAUUCUAGAUCUAUCGGAAGAUUUUAUCGAUCCUAGAAACAGAACAUGGAACAAGGAGUUAAUCGAGUCUACCUUUUCGGAGGACGUUGCUGAGAAGAUUCUGAGUAUCCCGCUGUCAGAGGUACCUUAUGAAGACUUACAAGUCUGGCGUGCUGAGGCGUCGGGCGAAUACACAGUGCGCAGUGCCUAUAAACUAUUACAGGGUAAUGAAGAUAAUCCUAACGCUUAUGCGUUACAGGAGGACUACAAGGACUUUUACAGAAAGCUUUGGUUACUGAAUAUACCCUCUAAGAUUAAAAUUACAGUGUGGAAAAUCUCGUGGAAUUUUCUAGCUACAUGA